CCGGGCCCGGGUAAAGUUAUACACAGUUGGUCGUAAUGUACCCCUUCUAUUGGUAAAUAUUACGAGAAUGAGGUGGGCAAUUUUAGGAAAAGAUGGUAAAAUGGAGCAGUUUGAAAAGCUGAGAACUUUGGCCUCUGGUUCAAAGAAAACUUAUUCUCUCUCUAGCCAUGGACACAUAUUUCUCCUGCUUUCUCUCUCUAGCCAUGGACACAUAUUUCUCCUGCUUUCUCUCUCUUCUGCCCUGUUUCCCGUGAGAUGCAUGAGGUAAAUAAUGGAAACAUAUGUACUCCACUUCCAAAUGUCAAGCAUUCUCCGUUUGAAGGAGGCUGCCAAUUUCUCUCACUACCCUUCCCAUAGAUGCCUACUUCCCUCUGCACUCUUCUCAAAUCACCCAAGUUUUCUCUCUCUUUGGUAUUCAAAUCAAUCAAAGCCCCCACUUCCAAAACACCUCAUUCCAAAUUUUCUUUUCCUUCAAUUUCCUUCUCUUCGAAACAUGACCUCAUUUCCAGACCAGCCCAUGAGAAAUUUUCUCUCACUCCCAUUUUCUUCCCUUCAAAUCAAGGCCCCAUUUCUGAACUGCCCCAUUUCUGAACUGCCCCAUUUCGAGCUUCAAGACCGACCCAAAUCACAUUGUCCGACUAUCCAUCGUUUGUUCGAUAAAAAUUCAAAAAGAGAAGUUUUGCAAUGCACGUCUGCAAUUUCCAGGCUUGCUCGCAAAAAACGCAUUGAUGAAGCUCGAAAGCUCUUUGAUUCAAUGCCUGAAAGAAACCAAGUCACUUGGAAUGCAAUGCUCACUGCUUAUAUAAAUAGUGGUCGAAUUAUGGAUGCCUUUCAGUUAUUUAAGAGAAUGCCUCAUAGGAAUGUGGUCUCUUGGACCGCGAUGCUUCAUGGCUUUGCACUCUCAGGAUUGAUCAAAGAAGCCAUGGGGCUCUUUAUUUCAAUGCCUGAGAGGAACCCCACUUCAUGGAAUGCCAUGAUAUCAGGGUUAAUACACAACCAUGAACUCACAGAGGCUCGAAGGCUCUUUGAUGAGAUGCCUGAUAAAAACACGAUUUCAUGGAAUGUUAUGCUAUCAGGUUAUGUUGAAAGUGCCAUGAUGGGGGAGGCGAGAGCUACAUUCGAUACCAUGCCUAAGCCCAAUGUUAUCACAUGGACAAGUAUGGUGGCUGGUUAUUGUAGAAGUGGCAACGUGAGCGAAGCUCGAGAGCUUUUUGAGCAAAUGCCAGUGAAGAAUUUCGUAUCAUGGACUGCCAUGAUUGGUGGGUAUGUGUGGAAUGGCAUGUAUGAUGAUGCAUUGCUUAUCUUUCAUGCCAUGAGAUGGGCAAGUGUGAAGCCCAAUAGUAUCACAUUUAUCUCCCUCUUUCAUGCAUGCUCUGGUUUGGGUUAUGUUAACAUCGGUAAGCCGCUCCAUGCCAGUUUAAUGGUGAAUGGUUUACAUGACCAUGAUGAUGAGAGAUUAUCAAAAAGCAUGAUUCACAUGUACUCUCAGUUUGGAAUCAUGGAUUAUGCCCAUUAUAUAUUUCAAAAGCGUCAACAGAAUUGCACCAUGUCAUGGAAUUCACUUAUCAAUGGUUAUGCUCAACAUGGGUCAUUGAGAGAAGCUAGGCGCUUGUUUGAUGCCAUGGAUACCAGGGAUGCGGUGUCAUGGACAUCCAUGAUAAAUGGGUAUUUAAGUGCAGGGGAUGUGGACGAAGCUUGCCACCUUUUUGAGAUGAUGCCCAUGACCAUGAAAGAUGCCAUAUCAUGGGCUGCCAUGAUAUCGGGGCACGUCCAUAACGAGCUCUUCUCAGAAGCCAUGGACUUGUUCUCCCAAAUGCAGCAAUCAUGCAUCAAACCCCUGGACCAUACAUACUCAAGCCUUCUCAGCGCUUGUGGUUCCAUGGCAUAUCUAGAUCAGGGGAGGCAGUUCCAUGCUCGGUUAAUCCAAACAAGACCAAAUUCAGACAUAAUAAUCAAUAACUCACUGGUUUCCAUGUACGCAAAAUGCGGGUCUAUAGACAAUUCUUACAAAGUAUUCAUUAACAUGCCAUAUCGUGACAUAAUCUCUUGGAACUCGAUGAUCAUGGGAUUUUCACAUCAUGGCUCAGCUGCCAUGACCGUGACGCUCCUAGAUGCCUUGACGGGUGAAGGCCUAAAACCAAAUUCAGUAACAUUUCUUGGCAUUCUAUCAGCAUGUAGCCAUGCUGGGCUUAUGGAUGAUGGAUGGAGGCUCUUCCGAUCCAUGAUACAUGAACACAACAUUGAACCAGAGGAAGAACACUAUAUAUGCAUGAUCGACCUUCUUGGGCGUUUCGGAAGAGUAGGUGAGGCUUUGGAAUUUGUUCAAAAAAUGCCAUUUAAGCCUGGUUUAAACGUGUGGGGAGCUUUGCUAUCCAUAUGUAGCAUACAUAAGAAUGUGGCUAUUGGCAAGAGGGCUAUGGAGCAUGUACUCCACUUUGAUCCUUUAAAUGCACCAGCUCAUGUGUUACUCUGCAACAUAUAUGCAGCUAAUGGUCGACAUGACGAGGAAACAAGACUUAGAAAGAGAAUGGGGCAUAAAGGUGUAAGAAAGUAUCCUGGUUGCAGUUGGAUUUUGGUGAAAGGAAGAUUGCAUCUCUUCUUAGCAGGGGAUAGAUCACACCCCCAAAUUGAAAAGAUAUGUGAAGUCCUUGGAGGCCCUGAUUAAGUUAAAGCUUGCUUCAUCUUUUAAA
Amborella trichopoda is the source of this 2690-nucleotide messenger RNA. Its product is annotated as pentatricopeptide repeat-containing protein At1g32415, mitochondrial. The record is from RefSeq and is a predicted model, not a curated record. Gene Ontology annotation, biological process: RNA modification. Gene Ontology annotation, molecular function: protein binding; RNA binding. NCBI's taxonomy places the organism in Eukaryota, Viridiplantae, Streptophyta, Magnoliopsida, Amborellales, Amborellaceae.